AUGGACUCCUCAACGACUCAAGCUCCUGCCCCGGCCAAUUCCCGGUAUAGCACCCACAUCGUGUUAACCACCUAUCCCGGCCAAAGCGGUAUCGAUCCCGUCCCGCUGGAAUGGGGCGCCCCCGACGCCAAAAGCCGCGGCCCCGUUGUCGUCUCCCGCAGCGGCACCUUGCUGAAACGACGUAAUGCCAUGGGCGCCCACGGCGGCAGCUACAGCAUCUACAACGCGCUGGCCAUCGCCGCCGGGGACCUGGAACCUGAUUUCCGUCCGGACUUCCGCAACAGCGAGCCCACUUUCGAUUUCAAGCCCCAAGAUGCAUGGGGCGAUAAGAAGAAAAUCGUCUCUAUGGAUCCCUGGGGCCAUGAUAUCGUGAACCAGUUCAAGGAGGAGCUUGAUAAGGGCUGGGAUAUUCGUCCGACGAUGGCCGUGACUCGUGCAAAUAUGAAACUGGCGGAGAUUGGCGAGGCUGUGCGGGAUGGUCUCUUGGAUGUGGAUGGGUCGAUCGUCGUCGAUAAGUCGGGCGAGGUCCGCGUCACUAAGGUCGCUGUUGAGCCCGUGUGGUAUCUCCCUGGCGUGGCGGAGCGGUUUGGCGUCGAUGAGCCGACGCUGCGUCGUACGCUGUUUGAACACACCGGUGGUAGCUAUCCGGAGUUGAUCACGAGGCCUGAUCUGAAGGUCUUCCUGCCGCCGAUUGGCGGGCAGACUGUGUACAUCUUCGGACCGCCUGAGCGUGUCUCCGACGAGAAGGUCAAAUUGGCGCUGCGCAUCCACGACGAGUGCAAUGGUAGCGAUGUGUUCCAAUCGGAUAUCUGCACCUGUCGGCCGUACUUGGCGUUUGGUAUCCGCGAGGCGAUCCGCGAGGCUCAGAACGGCGGCAGCGGCGUGGUGAUUUAUUUCCGCAAGGAGGGACGCGCGCUGGGCGAGGUGAUCAAGUAUCUGGUGUAUAAUGCUCGCAAGCGCGGGGGCGACACGGCUGAUAAGUAUUUCACUCGGACGGAGAACAUUGCGGGCGUGCGAGAUAUGCGCUUCCAAGCCCUCAUGCCUGACAUCCUGCACUGGCUGGGUAUCAAGAAGAUCGAUCGCAUGCUGUCCAUGUCGAACAUGAAGCACGACGCCAUUGUGCAGUCUGGAAUCGAAAUCAAGGAGCGCAUCCCCAUCCCGGAGGACAUGAUCCCCAGCGAUUCGCGGGUGGAGAUCGACGCGAAGAUCAACGCGGGAUAUUUCACCACGGGCAAGAACUAUACGAUGGAGGAGUUGGCCGAAGUGCGCGGACGCGGAUGGGAGAAGUGGGAGGACGUGACGCAUUGA
This is a messenger RNA of Aspergillus melleus, 1308 nucleotides long. Its product is annotated as putative GTP cyclohydrolase II. The transcript has 4 exons. Gene Ontology annotation, biological process: riboflavin biosynthetic process. Lineage: Eukaryota; Fungi; Ascomycota; Eurotiomycetes; Eurotiales; Aspergillaceae. Gene Ontology annotation, molecular function: GTP cyclohydrolase II activity. The coding region runs from base 1 to 1308 and encodes 435 amino acids. The record is from RefSeq and is a predicted model, not a curated record.